UGCAGAGAAUCUUCAUGGAUUCUAAUGCUGGCAUCAAUGCAAGAAAAGUGUUGGGAAUGGGUUGGCUCUGGAUGGUCUGCUUCUUUCAUCUAGUCACCUCUCUAGAAGAAAUACUUCUGGAUACAACUGGAGAAACCUCAGAGAUUGGCUGGACCACUCACCCUUCUGAUGGGUGGGAUGAAGUAAGUGUCCUGGAUGACAAGAAGCGCCUGAUCCGAACCUUUGAAGUCUGUAAUGUGGCUGAACCAGGUCAGAAUAACUGGUUGCGUACUCAUUUCAUAGAGCGACGUGGAGCCCACCGAGUCCAUGUCCGCCUCCGUUUUUCAGUGAGAGACUGUGCCAGUAUGCGCACUGUGGCAUCUUCUUGCAAGGAGACUUUCACACUCUACUACCACCAGUCAGAUGCCAACAUAGCCUCUCAGGAACUGCCAGAAUGGCGUGAAGGCCCCUGGACCAAGGUGGAUACUAUUGCAGCUGAUGAAAGCUUUUCCCAGGUGGACAGUACUGGGAAGGUGGUAAAGAUGAAUAUUAAAGUACGCAGCUUUGGGCCACUCACUAAGCAUGGCUUCUACCUGGCCUUCCAGGACUCAGGAGCUUGCAUGUCUCUGGUGGCAGUCCAGGUCUUUUUCUACAAGUGCCCAGCUGUAGUGAAAGGAUUUGCCUCUUUCCCUGAAACUUUUGCGGGAGGGGAAAGAACCUCACUGGUGGAGUCACCAGGGAAAUGUAUAGCAAAUGCUGAAGAGACAAGCACAACUGGAUCUUCAGGUGUUCGGUUGCACUGCAAUGGAGAAGGGGAGUGGAUGGUGGCCAUAGGACGAUGCACCUGCAAGGCUGGCUACCAACCUGUUGAUGAUGAACAAGCCUGCCAAGCCUGUCCCCUUGGUUCCUUUAAAGUGUCUGUGGGAGACGACCCUUGCCAUCUCUGCCCUGCCCACAGCCAUGCUCCACAGCCAGGUUCCAGUGAAUGUGUGUGUCAGAAUCACUACUACCGAUCUGCUUCUGACAAUUCUGAUGCUCCCUGCACUGGUGUUCCCUCUGCUCCCCGUGACCUUAGCUAUGAAAUUGUUGGCUCCAACGUUCUCCUGACCUGGCGCCUUCCCAAGGACCUGGGUGGCCGCAAAGAUGUUUUCUUCAAUGUCAUCUGCAAAGUAUGCCCAACAGGUUCUCCAGGACCCUGUGUGCGCUGUGGAGACAGUGUACAAUUUGAACCACGCCAAAUGGGUCUGACAGAAAGUCGUGUGCAGGUCUCCAACUUGCUGGCCCGUGUGCAGUACACCUUUGAGAUCCAGGCUGUCAACUUGGUGACUGAGUUGAGUUCAGAAGCACCCCAUUAUGCCACAAUCAAUGUUAGCACCAGCCAGUCAGUCCCCUCUGCAGUCCCUAUGAUGCAUCAGGUGAGUCGUACUACCAGCAGCAUCACACUGUCUUGGCCUCAGCCAGACCAGCCCAAUGGGGUUAUCCUGGAUUAUCAGCUACGCUAUUUUGACAAGGCAGAAGAUGAGGAUAAUUCAUUCACCUUGACUAGUGAAACUAACAUGGCCACCAUAUUAAAUUUGAGCCCAGGAAAGAUCUAUGCCUUCCAAGUACGAGCUAGAACAGCAGUGGGCUAUGGUCCAUACAGUGGAAAGAUGUAUUUUCAAACUCUAAUGGGAGGCGAACGCUCGGAGAUGGUGCAGGACCGAUUGCCACUUAUCGUGGGCUCAGCGCUUGGUGGUCUAGCCUUCUUGGUCAUUGCUGCCAUUGCCAUCCUUGCCAUCAUCUUCAAGAGUAAAAGGCGGGAGACUCCAUAUACAGACCGCCUGCAGCAGUAUAUCAGUACACGAGGACUUGGAGUAAAAUACUACAUUGAUCCUUCAACCUACGAGGAUCCCAAUGAAGCUAUUCGAGAGUUUGCCAAGGAGAUUGAUGUGUCCUUCAUCAAGAUUGAGGAGGUCAUUGGAUCAGGAGAGUUUGGAGAGGUGUGCUUUGGGCGCCUAAAACACCCAGGGAAACGUGAAUGCACAGUAGCUAUUAAAACAUUGAAGUCAGGUUAUACAGAUGAGCAGCGGCGAGAGUUCCUGAGUGAGGCCAGCAUCAUGGGGCAAUUUGAACAUCCCAACGUCAUCCAUCUGGAGGGUGUGGUCACCAAGAGCCGACCAGUCAUGAUUGUUACAGAGUUCAUGGAUAAUGGAUCAUUGGAUUCCUUCCUCAGGCAAAAGGAGGGACAGUUCAGUGUGUUACAGCUGGUGGGAAUGCUACGAGGGAUUGCAGCUGGCAUGCGCUACCUUUCAGACAUGAACUAUGUGCAUCGUGACCUGGCAGCACGUAACAUCUUAGUCAACAGUAACCUCGUGUGCAAGGUUUCAGACUUUGGUUUGUCUCGCUUUUUGGAGGAUGAUGCUUCAAAUCCUACCUAUACUGGAGCUCUGGGCUGCAAAAUCCCCAUCCGUUGGACUGCCCCUGAAGCUGUCCAGUAUCGCAAGUUCACCUCCUCCAGUGAUGUCUGGAGCUAUGGCAUUGUCAUGUGGGAAGUGAUGUCCUACGGUGAAAGACCUUACUGGGACAUGUCCAAUCAGGAUGUAAUUAAUGCUAUUGACCAGGACUAUCGCCUGCCACCACCUCCGGACUGCCCAACUGUUUUGCACCUGCUGAUGCUUGACUGCUGGCAGAAGGAGCGGGUCCAGAGACCCAAAUUUGAACAAAUAGUUAGCGCCCUAGAUAAAAUGAUCCGCAAGCCAUCUGCUCUCAAAGCCACUGGCACUGGGAGCAGCAGACCAUCUCAGCCUCUCCUGAGCAACUCCCCUCCAGAUUUCCUUUCACUCAGCAAUGCCCAUGAGUGGUUGGAUGCCAUCAAGAUGGGUCGUUACAAGGAAAAUUUUGACCAGGCUGGUCUGCUUACAUUCGAUGUCAUAUCACGCAUGACUCUGGAAGAUAUCCAGCAUAUUGGAAUCACCCUGGUUGGUCACCAGAAAAAGAUUCUAAACAGCAUUCAGCUCAUGCGAGUCCAUUUGAAUCAGCUUGAACGAGUUGAAGUAUGAUGUUUAAAUCAUCCUUACUCCACCGGUCUUAAAUUCUGGAAGGGUACUAGGAGAAUUCAGAGGAAUUUUCACUAUAAGAAAAAGAGAUGGCAAGAUGCUCCUUGAAGACUUAAUGCACCCAGAGAGUGGACAUUACAUGUCCCAUUUCAUCAACAAAAACAGAAUCUUGCCAUGAUUUGAAAGCAGAGCAAAAUAACUGGUGGCAUUUAAAUGUGGCUGACAUCACACAUUAGGAGUAGACUGGGGGAGGGAACGUUAUAAUAACAUAGUGAGGAGCUGGAAUAAUAGUUUGGACAGAUCACAAGCACCUGUUAGCUCUUCUCUGCUAACUAAAGGUAUCAGACAACUUUACAAAGCCAUUAGUAGGCUUUAUCUGUGGCUGGGAGUCCAGCAAAGCUGCAAAGACAUAGUAAAAGACUACAAAAAAAAAUACCAUUUUUCCAAAAGAAUGUCAUUGUGAUGUGAGAGAAGGCAUCACUUGUAAUGCCAGAUUUAUGGGAAAAUCAAUUUCCGUUUAGUGCACAACAUGUGGUAAGCAAUGAGACCUGGUAAUUUUUACAGAGGUUGAGAGUAAAGGGCUCAAAAUUCUAUGCCAUUUCAUGUGCAGUUCUUGGGUCUAUUCCAUGAUCCAUGAGGGAAACUUACUAAUCCACAGUGAGUCCUCGACGCUACGCAGCUUUAUUUAUGGCACUGCAACAGAAUUGAACAGUAAGGAUUCCUAUAAUCCAUACUGCUGGAUCUGUAAGUAGAGAGGGAAAUGAGUAGGUUCUCACCAAACCAUUCUUGAGAGAAAAAGCUGCAAUAUUCUGAUAUCCUGAGUGCUGGAAUUUGAGCUUCAGUGCUUUUUGACCUGCUUACAGACAUUGACAAGAGUGAAAGGAAUCCAAAGUCCUUUGUUGUUGAAAAAUGCUUGCUCCCUUCCUCACUCUCACCAGCUACAAAAGUUGGCACAGAUAUUGGUUGAAUUUUUUUUUUUUUUUUUAAGAAAAUGUGGACCUGUAGUAGUCAACUCCAAACAGACAAUUGGAUCAAGAGAUGUGAAACACUUUCACAAGUUCUUUUCAGGAGUCACCAGAGAAUGGUACCAGUCCCAGCAGUAAGUUCAGUCCCUAAAACAGGAAUAAGAAUUUUCUCAGGAUCACCCAUGCUGUCUAACUGGUAGUGCAUGAGAAUGAUCAGAAGAGAUGGGUUCUCUCCAUUCAGAUAGACUAGUACCUGCUUGAGGAAAGAUCUCUUCAGACAGGGGCAAAGUGUCAGGGUUUAGGACUCUGUCCUGUGUCUGUCCCUAUACAGGAGUAUGAAAACUGAGUUUGAGAGUAAAACUCAUAAACUAAACACUUGUCCACUUCACCAACGCAUAGGAAAGGAAGUGGAAAUGGCAUUGUUAAGCAAGAUGCCAAUGAAGACACUGCAUAAAAAGAUGUUUUCUUUGUGUCUAGAGAGGGAAUUGUCCUACUUGUUCUGAUCUGUUCAUGUCUGUUGGUUCAAUGUGCACUAGUCAUCAACUUAUAAUAUUUCUCUAGCUGUCAAGAGUAGCACAACUUCUGCAGGACUAAUUCCUGUAUGGUUUUAAGAAUUCCCCCAGGC
Messenger RNA from Oxyura jamaicensis (ruddy duck), 4604 nucleotides. It is a transcript of the gene EPHB6, whose product is annotated as EPH receptor B6. Gene Ontology annotation, cellular component: plasma membrane; neuron projection. The record is from RefSeq and is a predicted model, not a curated record. Lineage: Eukaryota; Metazoa; Chordata; Aves; Anseriformes; Anatidae. Gene Ontology annotation, molecular function: protein binding; transmembrane-ephrin receptor activity; ATP binding. Gene Ontology annotation, biological process: axon guidance; cell surface receptor protein tyrosine kinase signaling pathway; protein phosphorylation. Bases 15 to 3017 code for a protein of 1000 amino acids. The transcript is spliced from 16 exons.